AUGAUGAACAGACUCAUAUUGUGUAUACUGGUAUGUAUAGUGGAGAUGAUGGAGAUGCCGGACCCAGGCAGGGAACCCCUACUGAGCCCCGGUGUUAUUACCCUGAAGGAGGACAGGAGUCUUCUUCUGACCGAGGUCAACUGGCAACUCAUCCGGGUACAGAGACUUGCCCCCUACGAGGAGUUAGCGCUGAAGCUUACCUCCACUCUGGAAACACUAGAGAAGAUUAUGAGCAAGGGACCGCGGAGUCAAGAAUCCCAGAAUCGCCCCCUGGAAAGGAAGUUCAUCCGUGCUCUAGAAGAAGGACUUCUUGCUCAAGUGAGGGGGGCACAAGGUGUUCUCCACAAGGUCAGAAACGAUAUUGUCGAUCUACUUGAAAACAUUGAACUCUAUCAAGGGUGUCAUUCCGGACGAGUACCCCGGGCUGUAUUUUCGUUCAUGGGAUUGAUCAUGCACGACAUGUUCGGUGUCAUGGAUGAAAAUGGGGAACGGUUAGUGCGGAAUUUGGACGCUAGUGUUAAGGAGGUCAUCCACCUCCAGAAAUCCCAGGCCAGUAUAGUAGCAGGACUACUUACCUCUUUCCAAGCCACCUCCGCGAGGGUUGGCGAUAUUGAAUCUAAACUUAUAUAUGGGAAAACUGCUGCAGUCAGCAAUUCCCCUAGCCUCGAGACAGGCUCCUGGGCAUAUGCCCCAGUACUCACCCCUGCGAUUAAUCUAUAUCGGGAUUACGACACAGCCAUGAAGUCGCAGUUCUACCUACCACCACCAAUACUUCCUCGUUACUAUCAAAAAACAAAAUGUUCCAUAACUUGGGUUCACGUGUUUCCAUUUGUCAUGCCCGUGUAUAGGUAUUCGAUCUCCUGA
Penaeus indicus is the source of this 864-nucleotide messenger RNA. RefSeq lists its product as uncharacterized. Bases 1 to 864 code for a protein of 287 amino acids. The record is from RefSeq and is a predicted model, not a curated record. The transcript has 6 exons. Lineage: Eukaryota; Metazoa; Arthropoda; Malacostraca; Decapoda; Penaeidae.